AUGUCAAACCUUGUGCUGGCAGAGGGCGAAGAGCUGAGCAGGCCCUUGCUUGACAGCAGCGGUGCGAAGCAAUGGUGCCAUGGGCAGAAGGGUACCUGUUUGGUGCUGGCUUUGGCAAUGGUCCUUGCUUGCACUGUUUCUGUGGCGUUGGCGCAGCAGCCCUGGCUCAACUCAAUGAAGGAGUUGGCCGUGCAAGAGCAGUCAAGUCUUGUCCGUGGAAUUGAGGACAUACCGAACUUGACAGACGCGAAGCCUUGGGUGAAGAAGAACUUCGAGGCCUGUAUGGUUACAUUCUGGGGGUGGGCGCCCAUUUCGUCAUAUCUGUCAAAGAUUGCAAUCCACAACGAGGAAAAGCUUUGUGCCUGUGCAGCUAUCGCUUCGAGCACAUCGGAUGCGGAUUCAGAACGCCCUGAGGAUGCGGAUUUUCAGAACCGCUUAGACAAAGUUUUGGAUUGUAGGUGGCUGAUUCAUGCGGACAAUAUUGCAGACACAGCCUGCUUUGCAGAAGCUUGUCCGAGCGCAGUCAAAGAUGACUCCCAUUGA
Symbiodinium natans is the source of this 543-nucleotide messenger RNA. NCBI's taxonomy places the organism in Eukaryota, Dinophyceae, Suessiales, Symbiodiniaceae. The record is from the annotation of a GenBank genome assembly.